CUCUCCAUUACAGAGCUUCUUUCCCUUGGCCGAGUAUUUUAAGUUUUGAGUCAGCAAUCUGACUGUUACAUUAUGACAAACUCGCCGCCAUCUAGCCCUCUUGGAGACCAACCUCCGGCCGAGGAAUCUAAUCACGACGAUGAAGAAUCCGAUAACAACCACGUUGAGAAAGAAUCCGAUCGCCACUCUGCCGCCGACGAAGAAAAAGCAGAAGACAAUCAACCACCACACUCGCCGCCGCCGCGUCCUACCCCUUUCGAAGCAGUUUACAGCUGCCGCUCCUCUUCUAAUUCCCUGGAGAACGGCAAUCAGAUUCGAAUGCCGCAGUCGGCUCUGGCGCGCCUCAUGAUGGACGACCAAGCGCUGACGCCGGGCCAGCCGAUGCUGUUCCAGAUCAGCAAUCCCGAGUCGGGCCGAGUCUCGCACUGUGGAGUCAGCGAGUUCACCGCCGAGGAAGGCAACGCCCACGUCCUGAGCUGGAUGAUGGAGAAUCUGCAGCUCAAGGAGCGCGAUGAGGUUCGGAUCAAGAGCGUCCGCCUCGAAAGGGGAAGCUACGUGAAGCUGCAGCCGCACUCGGUGGAAUUCUUCGCGUCGAUUCGGAACCUGAAAGACGCGCUGGAGGCCAGCUUCAACCACAGCUUCUUUUGCGUGACUACAGGGGACACCAUCCUGAUCAGCCACUGGGGGAAGGAGUUCUACCUCAAUGUGGUGGAGACGAGGCCCGGCCCGGCGGUCAGCCUGGUGGAUACGGAUUGCGAGGUGGAGUUCGACACCCCGCUGGAUUACAAGGAGCCCGAGCCCGAGCCCAAGAAGGGGGUGAAGAAGAAGAAGAAGAGAGAUGCUGCCGGCGAGGUGAAGGAAGAGUUGUUGGAUGAAUCGAAGGAGAUCAAGUUUGUUGCUUUUACUGGGAAUUCGAGGCGGCUGUCGGGUGAAACAGGGGAAGCUCCGAUGGAUGAGGCGGUUGAGCCGGAGACCAAGAAACUAAAGAAGCUUGCUGCGGCGGAGGACAAUAAGGCAGGGCUGGAACAGGGGAAGUUUGUUGCGUUUAGUGGGUCUGCGAGGCGGCUGAGCGGUGUCGGAGGAGGUGUUCAUCAGAAAGAAGAUUCGGGUGUCAAGGUAACCGAUGGAGGUAAGAUGGAGAAGAAAGAGGGGAAAGCAGAAAGCAGUGGUGCGAAGAAUGAACCCUGUAAGCCAUUUACAGGAAGGAAGUACACGUUGAUGGAUUGAGUAGUGUCUCGGGUUCUUUUUUCAAUUUUUAGGGAUCAAUUUGUGUGCUUAAUGCGUUUUGAGGAUUCAAAUUUGUAGACGGUAAAGAAAUUUUAAAUCUUAUA
Linum trigynum is the source of this 1331-nucleotide messenger RNA. NCBI's taxonomy places the organism in Eukaryota, Viridiplantae, Streptophyta, Magnoliopsida, Malpighiales, Linaceae. The record is from the annotation of a GenBank genome assembly.